This is a messenger RNA of Cladocopium goreaui, 675 nucleotides long. Lineage: Eukaryota; Dinophyceae; Suessiales; Symbiodiniaceae. The record is from the annotation of a GenBank genome assembly.
AUGGCAGAUCCAAUUGCACCGGCGGAAGCAGAAGCUGCAGAAGCAGAAGCUGCAGAAGCAGAAGCUGCAGCAGCCGAAGCAGAAAUUGCAGAAGCCGAACGAGAAGCUGCGGAAGCCGAAGCAGAAAUUGCAGAAGCCGAACGAGAAGCUGCGGAAGCCGAAGCAGAACUUGCGGAAGCCGAAGCAGAAGCGUUUGAAGCUGCAAAAACUGCAGAAGCAGAAAUUGCGGAAGCCAAAACAGAAGCUGCGGAAGCUGCAAAAGCUGCAGAUGCUUUGAACGCGCUUUCAGGAAUAUACAGCAGCACAGAACUGCAGCAUAUGCUUAGAAGUAGCAAGCUGACCUAUUUCAGGCAUGUCUACUUGGGAGGUCAUGUUUGGUGCAUCUUUGAGGUCCGCGUUCCACAUGGAUGGUGGGCCCUAGUGCAGUCGAAAGAGCAGUGGAUCCAGUUCCUGGAGGAGCAAGACUGUCGACCUGCCGCAAAGAACUUCAAGAAUCUGAUGUCUGGAAGCAAGCCUUUGCCUUAUCCAUUGGCCAUGAAAGUGAAAGCCUUACAGCUGCCCUACUACCGGAUCGGAUCUCAUGGCUGGCCACGGGCCAUCAACUUCGACGAGGUCUUCAGCAUCGCGGGCAGCCGUAAAGGGAAGGAGGAGGGCGAUGAUGCCUGGCUGGGAUGA